GCCCGCGCCCUAGUCCCGCCGCGCGCUGCGGCUAACGCACACCGGCAACUAUUAUGCCGGCGCUCCAGAGCCGCUCGCCACGCGCCGCGCGCUCGUCGCCACCGCGCCGCGCCGCCCUGACACUGUUGACGACUACGCGCUCUGCUCGUAGCCCGUAACGCACGCGAUUACGCAUUUCACGUCUAAAGACCGGAAUGUAAAUAUUUAUGGAUGUCAGUUUUCAGUUGUUUAGAUUGGCUGUGAAAUUCAAGUGAGUGUAAGCGUGGCGGCGACCGGCUGGCGACGCCGCGGAUGUCGCUGCUGGGCAAGCCGCUUAGCUACCGCGCCACGCGACGCGACGCGCGUUACCGACGCCUUCAAUCCAAAUUCUAUAAUUUCCUUGAACGGCCGAGGGGUGUAAAGGCCGUCCUAUAUCAUAUGAUUGUGUUCUUGAUGGUGUUCAUGUGUUUGUCGCUGUCUGUAUUCUCAACGAUCGAAGAAUACGAAGCGAAGGCUGGAAUCGUCCUUUUCUACAUGGAGACAGUAGUCGUCGUAUGGUUCGCAAUUGAAUUUUUUUUAAGGUUGUGGUCGUCAGGAUGCAGGUCUCGAUAUCAAGGCUCGAUGGGUCGUCUCAAGUUUUUGAGGCGACCUUUUUGUAUAAUAGAUGUUACCACUAUCUUGGCAUCGAUGGUGGUGCUGGGUAUGGGUUCCUCGGGCCAAGUCUUCGCUGCGUCAGCGCUACGAGGAUUACGCUUCUUCCAAAUUCUUCGUAUGGUGCGCAUGGACAGACGUGGGGGUACCUGGAAACUCCUUGGAUCCGUUGUAUACGCACAUAGACAGGAACUAAUAACUACACUUUAUAUAGGCUUCCUGGGACUGAUAUUUGCAUCGUUUUUAGUUUAUUUGGCAGAAAAAGAUGUUGCUGAUACUAAGUUCAAAAAUUUUGCAGAAGCACUCUGGUGGGGCGUCAUCACACUGUGCACGGUGGGGUACGGCGAUAUGGUCCCGCAAACUUGGCAAGGGAAAUUCAUAGCCUCCUUUUGCGCACUUCUCGGAAUAUCGUUCUUCGCUCUCCCUGCUGGUAUUCUAGGUUCAGGUUUUGCUUUAAAAGUACAACAACAGCAAAGACAAAAACACAUGAUUCGAAGACGGCAACCAGCCGCGACGCUCAUCCAGGCUUUAUGGAGAUGCUACGCGGCGGAUGAACAUUCUAUGAGUGUAGCGACUUGGAAAAUCCAUCAAGUGCCACUUCCCAGUCCGCAAACAAGUCGGGUUAUGAGUGCAUCAUUCAAGAACAAUGCUUCCUUUGUGUCGCGGUUGCCGACGAUUCGCCGACACAAGAGUACAUCCCUGCACUCCCCCGCGCCACACUCCAAACCCGCGCAUCGAUACGACGUCAACGCCAGUGCGGAAAACCUUGACGAGGACGAGGAGCCGCGUUGCGUCACGUUGACACCGCGUCACAAAGCUGCCAUUCGAUUUAUUAGAAAGAUGAAGUAUUUUGUCGCCCGACGUAAAUUUAAGGAAGCAUUAAAGCCCUACGACGUUAAGGAUGUUAUCGAACAGUAUUCCGCGGGACACGUCGAUCUGCUGGGGCGAGUGAAAAACGUCCAGACUAGGUUAGACCAAAUUCUUGGCAAGCAAGGCUCAAAGGCUAAAGAUGUCUACGCUUCUAAGAUUAGCUUAGCUUCCAGAGUAGUUAAAAUUGAAAGACAAGUAGAUGACAUAGAGAGUAAGUUGGAUCAUUUAUUAGAAAUGUACGAAGAAGACAGACGAUCUAUACGAGGGAUUCGUAAUGAUUUAAAUGGAGGUGCAGAAAGCGGUACGUCUGGAGAAGUUCAGCUCCGAUUACGCCCAGCAUUGACAGAGAAACAAUAUUCAGAACCGAACUCACCCGUGUCACGUACCUUCGAACAACCCGUUCCAGUCUCAGCGCCGCCGGUUCCGUACAAACGGCCGAUGAAUCGAGGGUACUCUGAUCUAGGAACCAGAUUCAUGAAAAAGAAAGUCAUCGUUAAAACAGCGUCAAGCCGAUGCGAAGAAUCGCCGAAAGACGACGAAGUGGUCAUAGUGGUACCAACGGAUCGAGAGGAUACACCUCCUCGUAUAAUCACCGAUAGUUCAGAGGUAUGUGCAAGCUGUUCGGUAGAAGUAGAGACAGAGGUGGAUGCGGGCGGCUCGGGGAGCUCAGCGUCGCAGUCGUGGUGCGAGGGGGAGGCGGUGGACGAGCGCGGUUACGGUUCCGGCGAUUCACUCGCCGAAGACGCAGCUUUACUGGGCGACGCAGUUCAGCCAGAACACAAUCCGCGCAUUAUUCGGGCCCAGAUUCGAGACGUGGCUGUCGAUCUUCACCUCCUGCGGCCCGAUGUAUGAGGCAAGCGUCAACCAUGGCCUGUUCGAAAUCGAACCGAUUGUGUGUGCUCUGUGUUAAAUUAUUCGCACAGUGUUUAUUCCUGUCACGAUUUUUAAUGAAGCUAGUAAGUCUACCUUUACAUAUGAGGGCAUGAGUCUGGUGCAGUGCGACUGUAAUGAACUUUACAACGAUUUACAUAUAUAAUGUGGUUAAUUUAAGUAAUUGAUUCCACUCGUUUAAGGUAUUGUAUAAAGACCAAAGACUCGAUAUAAAAAAGUUUAAAAUAGUAAAUACGCUUAAAUUGUCCUAUUGCUUAUAAAUAGCUUACAAUACCUGUAGACGGAGGCUUUUAACUUUACAUAAAUCUAAGAUGUAAAUAUAAAAUAACGCGAUAAUACUACAUUUAAAUGAAACGAUUUAGUUUGUUGAAAGUACGCUUGUCGUAACCGAACUUCAAAUAAUAAAUGACGAUAUACCUAACAUUGCUAAGAUUAAAAAAGAUAUAAAACUCUUUUGUAAAAAAUAACUGCAAAAAUACAAAAUUUAUAUUUAAAAUUAAUUUGCCACUUUAAACUCAGUAUGUAAUUCUUAAGCGAUUAUAACGUUAUUAAUCGCUAAGAAACGGUAGUAAGUAUAAAAAAUUGUCAUUUUCAUCAUAAAAUAAGAAAAACUAGAAAGGAAAUUAUUAAAAUCAUUACAACGUUUACAUUUUAUUUAGCUCGAUAACUUAAUACAUUCAUGUUAACAACUGAACUGUGAUACGCUUCUCGAGUUAUUAGUUAUAACGGCACUGAUAAGUAGAAAUAGUAAAUCUGGAAUUGCUUUUAACGUAACAUCUAGCUUUCUUAAAUUUGCUCCGUCUUGCACGUUUAGUUUUCAAGUAUUUUAUAUACGUAUGUGAUUUUAACAUAUUUUUCAAAAAAAAUUUGAUGUUAACAGACGUCGCUCUAAAAGGAUAUUUAUUUGAAAUCAUGUAGAAAUUUGAUACUUAAACACUUCUCUUUGCAAUAAAACUGCAUCAUUGAUUUA
Molecule: messenger RNA, 3361 nt
Organism: Vanessa atalanta (red admiral)
Lineage: Eukaryota; Metazoa; Arthropoda; Insecta; Lepidoptera; Nymphalidae
Gene: KCNQ
Product: potassium voltage-gated channel subfamily KQT member 5
Exons: 15
Coding region: 292-2352 (686 amino acids)
Biological process (GO): potassium ion transport; transmembrane transport
Cellular component (GO): membrane
Molecular function (GO): voltage-gated potassium channel activity
Source: RefSeq, a predicted model, not a curated record